Molecule: messenger RNA, 39490 nt
Organism: Spirometra erinaceieuropaei
Lineage: Eukaryota; Metazoa; Platyhelminthes; Cestoda; Diphyllobothriidea; Diphyllobothriidae
Source: the annotation of a GenBank genome assembly
AUGACCCUUCAGUCGCACGUAGGCCAUCUGGUCAUUGACUGGUUCCAAAGCAAGAAGCGCGAGGUCCGCUUGCUGUGCGAGGGCGAUCCCCACACCGUAUCUACCAGAAGGGUCGCGCGGGCCGCUGUGGUGCAUUCUGAAGUGUGAUUCGACUUCAGGGAUUUUUAUUUCUUGUGACGUCGAGAGCCUUUUCGGUCGGCAACAUGAAAACCCAAGAAUUCCAGAGGUAUGAGCCAUGGAAUUGCAAGCAUAAUAGUCGGUCGAAUAUUCAGAGUGCUCGUCGGUUGACAAUCAAUUUCUGGACUAUUUGAUAAUGGUCGUUAGACGUGGCUUAUCUAAAAGGGGUUGUCAUAGUAAACUAAAAACAACCUGAUUAGCUAUAACGCAGUUUUGUGACAGGCAAAUAAAGCCAAAAACACAAUUUCCUUUAACCUAACACUAGUCCAGUUUUCCAGUGACCAGGAGUGUAUUUUGUAGCCUGCGAGAAGAGAGAAUCGGUGCUGACAGAUUCCCACUGCUCCCUAUCUCAUCCGCCAUUAUCAACACCGUUUGAUCGUACAUUUUCUGCUUCGGAGCUUAGAUUUUUGGAAUGUCCACUGUGCUCAAACCUUACCUCUGUUCUCGCGUGCUCCCAUUCCACCGAGAUCGCAACGAUUUUCCCAACUAGACCAGUUGCGUGUCGUCUGACUUUCAUUAUGGGAUGCAGGUUUUGAUGUACGCCCUACGAACUAACGUUUUCAUCACUCCAAGAUCCUUUUUAUGGGAUUUACGUCGUAUUUUUUGAUAUUUCUAGCUAUUUAAAGUAGGUGUAUACAGCAGAAUUCAUUGGAACCAAUAAAUCUCGCAACGGCUUUUCAAGAUCUUCUAUUACAAAGCACCUCCUCGAUAGCGGUCAUUCGGUUGACCCCAAAACAUCUUUUCGAGCAUUAGUUCGAACACGAACAACUCGGUUACUGCGCUACUUGUAGGCAGCCUACAUACGGCGGGAGAAAGUCGGCCUAUGCAAUCAGUUAGACCAAGUGGUCAACCUCAGCUUGCCCUGGUAGAUCUGAACACUUCUGAUCUGUGAAAUCCCUCGUCAUGUUAACUUCCCCGUUUUCUUUCCUGUGCUGCGUUUUCAAGUUACCAUUUUAUUGAUUAGUCUACAUGCAGGAUACCGUGAUUUUGCUGCUUUAUAUUGAUUUUCUCUUUCUCACUUUUUAUCUGUGUUAUGCAACGACAGGCUGCAGUUGAUAAGCCGUCGCGAAGUUUACUGGUUCCAAUAAAUUCUUCUGUCUAUACCUGCUUUAAAUUAAUUCCGCGGAAAUAUAGCUUCAAAUUUCUAGCGAUUACUGGCAAUGAGGCAUGUGUGACGGUAAGCAAAGUGAGAAAGGGACCAAAAUUUACGGCAUGAUUUACCAGAAUAUAAAGUGCACUGCAGACUAAAUGAAACAAACUGGGUCACUCAAACACUCCUAGAUACAUUUCCAUUGACGUUAGUCUCACUGAAGACAGCGUCUGGAACGAACCCAGCUGGUGUCUACCAUACACUCAUCCUGACAUCAUCGAAACAAAAGCCCUGAUGUACCGUCAUUUAUGUUCCCUUUCGCACUCCAACUGCCAAAAUUGUCAGUCAAUUGGGCAUCGAUAAAAUGAGUGCUAGAUACCAGAUAGAAGCAACUUUCAUUUGCAUAUCCUGUCUACUCCUCGACGACUUAAAUCCAAAAAGUUCCAAGCAGGUGAGAAUCCACGAAACAGUGAGGAAUUUGGGAUUCUUUUUUUUAUUAAAACAGCUGCCCACCUAAACGCAAUAUAUAUUCAUAUAUAGUGCGUGACUUAACUCAUGAAAUGUGUCGAAAUUUAUGAAUGAUUGCCAGUCACUCACAAACCAACACCAUUUCAUGAGUCAACUGUCUAUGUUAAUUAAGUACAAGUUUAAAAGAAUUAAAAACAUAAAAGAAAUAUUAUAGGCAGUGUUGCGUUAUUUAGAAAUGUCGAUUUAUUUUGAAAGGCGCAAUAUCCCGAAAACGUCAGAAAUGGCUCUAAUUUAGUAAACUUCGUUUUCAAAUGUAUAGGAUGUAUUCUCAUAUCGAACACGUAGUAAAUAUGAAAGUAGACAUAAAAUCACGUCUAAUAACAGCGUUUCAAUGAGGUUUACAUCUAAAUAUCGUUUAAUAAGUAGUGUGAUUUCUUAUAUGACGGUUUGUCAACUGCCUACAUUCUGGGUGUAGAUUCCAAAUCAGUUUUCCAGUGUUUCAUGAUUUAUUUAACGAUUUGGCGUUCAAUGAAAUAGCGUUCAACAACAGAAGCUGGAUUUUGCUUGAUUUCGCCGAUGGCGACGUCGUAGGAUCAAACGUUUUCAUACGGUGACAUACUAGGAGGCCGGUCGGUGCCUAAUAAAUUUAAAUAGAACUGACAGGCGUGAUCGUAAACAUACCAUUUUGUGUUUAUAGAGAGAACUUUUCUUUCGUGAAUUUUUGAAUCGGCAACAUCAACACGUCGUCAGACGAAAUGAAUAGUGUGAGAGAGAUAAUCACAUAAGGGAGCUAGGGGGACAUCGAGGUUACAUUGACAAAACAGAGGUCUAUGUGUGGGGGGUGAAGAACGUGUUUGGAUAGGUGCCGGAAGUUAGGGGAGGUGUUGAGGGUUUCACCCAUGGUCAACUCUAUUGGGGAGGGGGUGCUGAAUCCGUGAUAUUCUGCAUGGCCAAACACGGAUUAGCAGCUGGUGUCUUAAGGUGUGCGCAAGCCUUUGUAGUGAGCGUCCUAGUCGACAUGGCGGUUGAUGCUGUUGUUAUUACAUUGCCAAGCUUCGAGAAACUCUCGCGCCGUGUUAGUGUUAGCACUGGCGAUCAUAUCAGUUCCCUCCCAGUUGAAACGGUGAUCACACUCAAGGGUGAUCAGAAGGGGUCCCGUCGGCGGAUGGCCAACUCAUGUUCGUUAAUGCGGGUCCCAAGACGUCGGCCGUUAUGCCCAACACAGACGCUACAGCAGUUUGCACAUGGAAUGCGGUAAAUGAAGUGUGUCUGCUAUUCCAUCGGUAUGGGGUUUUUACUCGGGAUAAUGUCGUGCCUAAUGAGGACGCCGGUUUGUGGGCGAUGGAAAUGCCGAACUGAUUUAACUGUCGGGCGAUCGCCUCGGAAAUUCUUGGAAUGUAGGGCAGGAAGCAGAGUUUCCGUGACACCCUGUCACCGUUGGUAGUGGCGCUUUUUGGUCGUCUCUGGCGUCUGAAACAAUUUUUCACAAAGCUCACUGGGUAUCCGUUCAGUCGGAGAAACCAAUGCAAGUAAGCCAGUUCUUUCUUGAGUAAAUCGGCGCUACUGACGGUUUGUUUGGUGGUUAAUCUGAUAGCUCAGGGUGAUCUCAGCGUCAGUGCCUAUCCGGUGAACGCUUGUUGCGAGGCUGCCUUCACGAAGCCUUUGUAUGCUCACGGGAGGGGGUCUCCUUUUGCUUCUUCACGAGUAAACUGUAGCGCUGAGAAGGGGCCAUUCAAGUUCUGGUGAAAUCUCUCAACUUCACAGGUCUUGCCGAUGACACACUUGUAAUCGGCACAUCUGAACUACGUUUUAAUUGGAAACUUUGUACAACGUCUUGUUCUAGUCGUUGUAAAACUAGUUCUGUGAGUAGCCCCGAAACUGGCGAACCCACUGUGGUGCACUUAGCCUGUCGGUAGUAGUUGCCAUAGAAUUGGCAAUAGUUCUUAAGCAGAUCUUAAGCAUUUCUAAGACAUGGUGUGUUAGAAGGUCGAUGGGUUGUCUUGUAGGCGCCGGGCCACAACUUAGUAUUGCAGACAGCUGUCUGCUAGCCUAGUCGACUGAUUCACGUUUUAUGGCCUGGUCGAUAUGUGUAUAUGAACAUUGUAGUGAGGCCCCUUAGAGUCGGCAUCAAGUUAGAAAUUAUCUGGCUUAAAUAAAAUUUUUGCUUUUGGAAUCAUCAUAGAGAGGAAGAAGACUACCCCGAGGGACUCUAGAUGCUACCAUCCCUGACAUUGAAUGUUCUAAGAACCCGCCAUAAAAAUUAACCAAUAGUCGGUCAGUAUUAACAGCCAAUGGCCUAUCCGGACUUCUCGGUUAUACCAAGGUUUGUGCCGUGAUCUUCCCAGACGGACUGGCAUCUUCGCCCCUUUGUAAUUAACACUUUGAACUCGCUAAUAUGCGAACACCUUUUUGCUUUCUGUCGAUGGUAACCUCAUCACCUGUCUCUUCCUCGGACCGGUCCUUCACUGUAACAAAAUUCAGCCAAGUUCUGUUGAUUAAAUCCUAUGGGCUCGCCACUUGGACCUCUCCUACCCUGAUAGUAUUCUACUCGCCCAGGGCUAGCCGGGUUGCCCGGUCGCGGGCUAGUAUUGCCACUGACUGGGCUUUCUCAGCAAUCCUAGCGGACACCGUCCACACGGGGACAGUAGGUCGACGCGCCUUCUCGGGCGAGCUGAGGGCGUCGUAGCCCGAGGCGACUUAAGUCGCCAGACAGGGGCCCAAAUUCCGCACAAAGUGCGUACGCGCACCCCGCAUUCGUGCGUACGCGCACCCCGCAUUCGUGCGUACGCGCAAAGGGACCCCUAGGCAUGACGUGUAAAAUGCACUCGGGUGAGCAUCAAGGGAGGGUGUAGCAGAAAGGCUUCUUUCCUCGCACAGAUCGAGCAUUGUCCGUCAGUCAGGUUACUAGCUCUGCCCUAGUCCGCAAGCCCAACGGGCUAGAAAAUGUCUAGCCCUAGGCGACUAAAUGCUAUCCGGGUAGCUGGGCAAAUUGGAGAGAUUCCAACUAAGCGCUUAGAUCGGAAAACUUAAACAUUACGACCGCUAUGUUGAUGAUAUCUUUGCAAUUGCCACAACAGGAACCGACGUAGCUGCCCUCUUAAACGCUGUAAAGCAGGCACAUCCCUCCAUCAAAUUCACGUUGAAGAUAAAGAUGACCGGUUCGCUCCCUUUCUUAGAUGUUCUUCUAAGCAGGAGACCUGACGGCAAUGUCCGAAGAAGCGUCCACCGGAAGAAAACCUGGUUUGGACAAUACGCAAACUUCUCUAUUUUCAUACCCCUUCAACAACAACGAAAUCUAGUCCGAAGUUUGACGCAAAGAGCUAGAAAAAUUUGCUCAACAGAUAGCAUCGAGGAUGAACUUGGGAAAAUCCAGGACUUCCUUCGUGAAAACGGGUACCCGAACAGGUUUAUUGCAAAGAAUAUGGCCGAACGACCAGUAAAAGCCGCCACACCGACGACCGAGAACAAAACUCUGUUCGUCAAAGUCCCUUUUCAAGGGGACGCUGCGAGUGAACUCCUAAAGAGACGCCUUGAUCAAGCUGUUUCGCCAACCUUCCCAGCGGCAAGGGUUCAAGUAUCCUUCUCUACUAACCCUAUUUUACGCGGAGAAGGUAAGGAUAAGUUGCCACCCCAGACCACUUCACUGUGCGUCUACUCCUUCACUUGCUCCUGUGGAGCAGGUUAUAUUGGUCGCACGAGUCGGCGCUUAUCCAAGAGAAUACGCGAACACCUCCCGGCAUGGCUGGGAAAAGGCGAAACUAGGAGCAUAAGCAGCGCCAUUUUCGCGCGUGUUGUCGAUUCCGGACAUCAUGUAGACUCCAAUAAAGCGCUUCUUGUGAUCUAUAAGGUCUCAUCGAGCUAUCCUAAACCACUGGAACAGCGCCUGUUAGCAACAGCAGAGGCGGCCGCCGUCAGGUUCAGAAAAUCAAUCUUGUGCGCUCAGAAGAACCACGUUCAGGCUCCGCGUCUACAGUGGUCGAAGGUCGACUAACGCUACAGCUCUCCCGCGUCCUUCCGCUCUCACCCCCCUCCCUGACACUGACUACUAUUAUUCCCCCUCUCCCACAUUUCCACACCCAGUCUGUGUUUUAAGGCGAACUUUAGUCAAUUUGUCUUACCACUGACGUGCUUUUGCUUCUGCCCUCUUCCCAUAUAAUUGUAUUGGUCCGACGAGAAUUUAUCGAAAGCUACGUAUGCACGCCACCUCGUCUUCUGAUUACUGUUAAGGAAAUUUUCGCAACUCUAAAUCCUAUGACAUCAUCCAUACAUAGAUGGUGGACCAGAGUAACCCUUGAUAAUAGGUCCAUUAUACUGUGACAUAUAUGCCCUAGUAACAAUUCUGGUCGGAAUCUGCGCCGAAUCUAAACGGAGGUUUGGUGGUUUUGCAAAAAUGUGCAAAAUGGGGGUAUAAACUAGUCACUCGUAGGAAAGCUACAUUGUGUUCAAUAAUAUGUACAUGUAAGCCCUUCUACGGCUAUGAUGAGGGGCCGGACGGUCCCUGGACCGUCGCCCUAGGGCGGGGAUUGCUGUUGUCUUCUUCCGCCUCGUCUGGAAGUAAAUGGAAUGAUAGUAACGUUUGGGCAAUUUAAGAAAUUACAAUCAGUUUAAGUCAUCUUGGAGAAAUAUAAAUUGCAAUAGGUCUAAGUAUGUGGAUGUAACUAACCGUCCACAAGACGUGAUGUGGAUGACUUGUCCUCGGGUGUUUGUAAGCGGUCGUACGCCCUCCGGAAUGCAGUCCGGAACAUUUUCUUUAAUGGUUGUCGAUCCGAUUUUUUAUCGUCAUUCUAUCUGGCAAACACAUCUAUUUUGGCAUAUUAUAAUUGAAGAAAAUUAUGCAUGUAGUACCAAGGACCAAUGCCUAGGCCGUGGAGCCAUAGAAGGUCCGCUUGCCCUGCUGUGAUGCGUUAUUGCAUCAGCAAACAGGGCGCUGGACAAGUGGUCGACAAAAGCGCUUGUGUCCUCUCCGCCAAAACUAGACAAGUGUGAAAUCUAGCGGACGAGAGUGAAGGUCAGAGGAAACUUACCACCUGCUGUCGAAUGGCAGCGUCCGACAUCCAAUUCCUGUAGGCAGGCCAUGCGCUUAAAGACGGGCCCGCAGGCGGAGGAGCUGGCGUAGACGUUGAGCAAGUUGCCACCCCUUCUUCUGACAGCGCGUCUAGCUUUAAACCAAUCUUAUGCUUGUAUUCCUUGCUGUUCUCAACGAGCCGUCGGAGGACGGCCCUAAUCUUAGACCUCCUCGCCUGCGACGACACAUGUCUGCGUCGUCGCUCAUGUCUGUGGCUCCUGUUCUCGAAGAAGAACAAGUGUGAAGGCCAGGUAAAUACCUGUUGCAAGGGGGGAGGACAAACACAGUGGCAAAGUUGAGCUUGGUUCUGUUUGGUUAGAUUCGGACUGCUGAAGAAGACAGAAAUUAUGUAAUUGACAAUCCUACGGAUGACAAUGGGAUCUCAGGUGCAUUUUGUGGGUCCCUUGUGCCUUCAUCGUAACGAUUCUUGGCUGUACGCCUCGGACGCUUUUUAUUCUGACUGUCUUCUUUGCCGGACCUUGCGCUCUACAACGGGGAUCUAAACGAAACAAAAGUUAGGCAAACAAACCCCUCAUCGUCCGUGUGCCUGCGCGUCUUUGUUAGUCUGGAAAUUUCGCUGUUUUUAUAUGUAACUUGUUGUCACCGGGCAUUAGAUUGGCCGGACUGCACCCGGGGACUCUUCAGGCAGCCAUCCUAUUGAUCUCUUGGGGCUCGGCUCUCGAUGCAGCAAUAUUGGGAAAUUACUUAACCAUGCUGAUCAGGACCGUCUAUUUGUGACCAACUCGUGCUUCCAGCACCACCAGAAACACCCCCUGGCGUGGUAUUCAAAACACGGUCAUAUACCCAGUCAGAUUAACUACAUUCUAAUUGAUUCAAGGAUCCGCAACUGUUAUCACAGUAGCAGAUCGAUGCGCAGUGCCGAAACCGGCAACGCCCAUAAGUUAGACCAUAUUCUCGUUCGUACACACCCGAAAGUUUUUAUUUUAACCUUCAUCCAAAUUCCUGAAUCCAAGACGUCUUGAUGUCGCAAAAUUACUCCAGCCCAGCAUAGCCGAGACUCUGACCACAGAAAUCUGGUACCGUCUUGUGAUCAGGUUUUAGAGAGAGUAGUAGUAUCAGAUGGUCAUCACUGAAAUCCCUAGUCCAUAAGGCAGUCGAGAAGAUUUUUGGAUUUAUUCGACGACGUCGAACCGAUUGUACCAGCGGUAAGAACCUAGUAUUGCGUACACAGACGACUUGAGUCAGGUCCCGCAACGAUGAAUCCAUCCGUCAGCCCCCGAACACGACAGUGAAUUCAGCCACAGAUGACUGCGAAAAAUAUUAGGACGAAAUAGCCACCUUAAUUGGGCAGGCCUCAAACGCUGGUGACACCAUGCUAGCCCAAACUGUGGUGACCUGCAGACUGUGGUUUCGCGGGCGAAUGAAGUCGCUGAAUCAUCCAGUGUAUUCAUAAACCCUGAGGACUGUCCGGUAGUUGUCUCCGGUGAGAAAACAACUAACGUCCUUGACGUGCGGAAGCACUCACCAAAAUUGUGAACUGGUGAAAUUUUGUCUCCUAACUGCUAUGGUAGAGGGGCGCUCACCGAUCGUUCUUACGGAACUCACUCGUUCCGUUAUGCUUUACGGGCUCUCUCUUGAGCCCAACCAGCAUCCCCACGGCGGCGCACAAUAUAGGCGGAAUAUUAUUACCGUCAAAGAGAAGGGAGACCAGAAUAGCCAUUUCUGGCUUAUUAGUCGUCGUUAGCCAGUCAUACCCAACCCCGAAGUGUGGAACACCUGGAGCUCGAACUCGCGACCCUCCACCAUUGUAUAUUCUCGAUCGAAACCGACGGGACAACGGGCCCAUGGCCCGGUGGUUAUAGGCGUUGGACUUCUGACUAACAGGUCGCGAGUUCGAGCUCCAGGUGUUCCACACUUCGGGGUUGGGUAUGACUGGAUGACGACGGCUAAUAAGCCAGAAAUGGCCAUUCCAGUCUCCCUUGUCUUUGUCGGCAAUAAUAUUCUCAUAACUGCUCUUGGCAUACACUGGUAGUCAAGCGAAUUAUUUCACCGUUCCAGCGGCAAGAUGUCCUCAUUAUAUAGACCCUCUGAUGUACUUUCUGCGUUAUCUGGGUCCACCCACGCUGCUCUCAGCUACCGUAUUCCAACCUUGCUGUUUGCAUCAAUCCCAACCCUAAUAUCUAUUCCGUCAGCUCAUUGUUCGCACAGACCCCACUGGCAGAUAUGGUUUCCUGUUCAAUCAGGAAAACUCCAACCUGCCCUCACUGUCGAUGCACCCUAGUGCCACCACUGGGCAUGCGGAUCAUCUCCGGAGACAGAGUUACAAUAACCGCCCAAGCACUCUGCCCAUCACCCACACCACAAUCGGAUGAAGGUGGCUGUUGUUGUUUACGAAAGACGAACCAUCCUAAAUGUUUCUAACAUCGGAGGCAGUUGGAUGACUAAUAUCGGAACCAGAAUGGACAAGACCGUAAUGGGCGAAACCGGAUACUUUGGUGGGGUCCUCUUUAGCUUCUGUGCUGCGGGAUAUUUAGGUGCACUCCUCUAGGCUAUUGGUGCUUGGGUCCUGCUUUGUACAUUGUUAUUCCAGUUUGCUUACUUUGCAACUACUACUAUUUUUAGAUCCCAUUUCAGACGCAUUCAUGAAUCCGCCCUCUCCACCUGCCUCUUCUUUUCUUCACUACAGCACUUUUUGAGCACAUGACUGAGGAUCGCUUACAUAAGACUGAAGAGGAGGAGAAAAAUAAUGAUAAAGCCGUCGUGCUGUUCAAAAAGGCGGACGAAAUCAUGGACAUCAAUCUUCUGCACAAAGGUUUUAAUCUGCACAAUCGUCCGCGAAAUUAUCUAUGUCGGCGGACAAACAUUGAGGAGGUAGUCUAUCACGCCGUGAUGGCUGAUACCAUUAAAUCGCCCUACACGAGGUAUUUGUGCAUUCUUAUUGUUUACAGCUUUUUAGUUUUAAGAUGGCCAACCAGUAUCUCUCCUUUCUAUCCGAGUUUGAUGUUCUUGGAGGAAUGCGUGUAAGUUUGCGUACCUCAGAUUCAGUCCUGUAGCCCAUCAAAAGACUAGUUGAAAUGGUUUUCGACCAGAAGAUGCGUACAUCUACCAUCGUUCAUAAAGUUGGAAAUCUACUUCUCCUGGAUGAGUUUGACAUUGACUCCUUCAUUCUUACAAGUUCUUCAUACGUAUGUGCGACUAUAAAAGUAUCCACCUAAGCAUUAGGGUUCCUGGCCGUGGUUGAGGGAGUUUAUGUUCAAGAAUAACCUUAAUUUGAAUGAAUCUGACUUCACUCGCCAAGUUCUCCAAAUGAGAGACCUAUACAUCAAGUUCCUCUAUCACACGUAAGUUGAGUCUGACAUGUCAUUUCUGGCGCUUAGAGUUGGCCAUCAGGGCGCUCCCACUCAUCUGCUUGCUUCAGAGCCGCGGUUUCAGAUGUUGGAAUUCGAUCGAAACGACGAACAACACCAUCCAAGCACCUCGGCAACUAGCUACAGGGGAAACGGAGCUGUAAUCUCCACCUCCCCCUCACGAGUGUCUCAACAAUCCCGUGACCCUAAUGCUUCCACCACCAGCCCCGAGUCAAUGCCUUCAAACUCUCGCAGUCGUCUCUCACAUAAUCCCGAUGACUACCUGCGCAUGGCAAAGUGGCGACUCGAUGACCUCAGCUUUCUCGUCGGCUCGGAUAUGGCCAUAUUCGGGACAAAGAUGCACCCCUGCAUUAGUUUGCGCUUAAGGUUGCCGGUUUAGCUGAAUUUCUUUUCAUAUUCUGUGUCCAUUUUCCUCUUAGUAAUUCCUUAUAUUUUUUUUCGGUGUCUCUGUCCCCGUCGGCAUAUUUAUGGGGCGGGCUCACCGCUCUUUAUGUGUUUUAUCUUAACAACCCUACGGACCGUGUUUUAGCUGGCGUUUUAGGUAGUUAGCAUGUCCUUGGUUUGGUUAUGCGUUUUCAUGAGUCUAACACGUUGACUUUUGUAAGCUAUCUGAAAACAAAACGGAAAUUUAUAGAGUAACAAGUCUGGUUUUUGCGGUUCUGCCACCUCAACUUGUGCUUACUUGUAAUUAGUACGGCUGCGAUCGUGUACUUCUCCACGCGUCACGAUCCGCGGCAGCAGAUCCGAAGGUCCGAGAACCACUUUUAUCUCGUGACGGACUGUGUCGAGCCAGGUUUUGAGUUUACCACUCCUUCGACGCAUCCAAGUGGGUAACGGUGCCGAGUCGAGAGCAGCAACACUGAGCUCGUGAAGUGAAGGCCGAAGAACUUGUCCAAACCACGGCAGUCAUCUUUCUUGAAUGGCCUGAGAUGUCUUUGCGAUGUUGUCUCAGAGAGUGCAGACUGCCUCACUUAAGGCGAAGUCGGUGUACAUCACUUGGAGGACGGCCCUCAAGCAGUGGUGGUCAAAUACCUCCAGUUGUCGCUCGUCCUCCACGCGCGAAACCCAGCAUUCAAAACCACACAGAAGGACAGACCGGGCAGAUGCCCGGUACACGCAAAUGUCCGUCGUGAUGGAGAUGUCGCGUCGGAUCCAUAGACACUUUCGAUUCGGGAGACAAUGUCGUCCUUACACUGUCCAGUCGGCAACAGAAUCACCUCGAGGUAUUUGGAGCUGUACGUCUUCAAGUUGACAGCCACUUAUCUCUAGAGGUGUUCUCUCCUGGUCAGCGGUGCAGCUUGAAAACACUUUGGUCUUCCGGGCGUGAAUGGAUAAACCGACGACUUAGUGAUCACUCUGCCACCUCUGAUAGGGGUAAUCGAAGCAGAGCUCUGGCAUAAUCGGGCCCUUGGAUGACCGAAGGACUAUGGUGCGCGCAUUCUGGACGGAUUUGUUGGGAACCAGGGGCACCGAGAGAAGUGACUUCUCGUCCAACAGUUCGGCCGUCGUUUCCGACGAUGCCCACUGUGUGCUCCACAGCAGGAUGGCACCGGCGACGAUGACUUGCACGUGAGUUUAGUUAUAGUAAUAGCAGACUUGCACAGCAUCAACGACACCCAUCUCUUCCCCACCUGAGCCCAGUGUCAUGACAGCAUCAAGAAGACCUAAGGCACGGCGAAAACCUGCCCCUUAUCGCGUGUCAUCACACCGGGUCGGAUCCAACUGAGUGGGAGUGCCAUAGAGGCCACACCAACAAGGUGCCAUCGCAAUGUGACUUUCCCUCCACUAAACGGCCAUUCCACACAAACACACACUGGGCUGACUGCGGGGUCCCAGGCUGUCUUGUCAGUCGGCAGCCUUCCCAGCCACGGCUUUUAGCUCACCGUGGUAGAUUCAAGCGAGUCAGUAUGCUCCGAGAUCGUCGACCUGAAUCUCUCUCCCCAUUCCCAGGCACCAGUCCGCUGUCCGAGCUGGUCGGUUGUCUGAUGCGGGGAGUGGGCGCAGUGGCUAGAGAGUCUGUCUGCACGCGCCACAUGCACGACCUGGUCCCUCAAACGCGCACACCGGGAUUACGCACAAAGGGGGGGGGGGAGGUACUCGGUCAGGAUCCCAAGUGUGUGAGAGAAUGCUAUUAAGAAGGAGCCAUUGCGGUCUGACUUGGUCCACCAGUCGGCCACUCGACCUACAAACACACAACUGGCCUCGUCGAAUUUGAAUGUGUGGCCGGAUCUCGUCGAAUGAGCUGCAGCUUAAGAGCUGGAAACUGGAACUGGUGCACCGGUCGUCGUGCAAUGGAUUCGCAAGUGACCAACUAGGCCAAUGCGUGAGGUAAAUAUGCCAUCUGAAUGAGGAUAAGUUGGGACCGAGUCCACAUCACGGGGAUGGGGACUGACGGGACGUCGGGAGCGUUCUUACCGGUGGAAAGAGUGGAGAAAGUUGUGUUCCUCGUGGCCGCAGGGGUUUUGGGAGGAAUGACGGAGGGAACAAUGGUCGACGGCGUCGGGACACGGAGAUUCUGUGCAUCGGCGGGGAGGGGGGGCGUCGUCGUAGACGCCGUUGAGGUCAGGAAAACAGCAAAAAUAGCAGUAUAUGCUUAGAACGAAUGGUCUGUUCUGAAACUGGCCUGGACUGUACGCUAGACGUGGGAAAACCGCAGUGCCGUAAGUUUUUCUGACGAUUUUGGAUGGUUACUAUCGUUGUAAUUAGUGCGUCCCUGUUGCUCCAAUGCAUCUACUGCGUGGCCCCUUAGAGGGGCACAACGGGGGAGGACCAGAUCAGGACACGGCAGGUGUUAUUGGGGAUGCGCACCCAUGACAGAUGCCAAGCAAGGAGAGCGUGAUGGCACGCCUAGGCGCAGGAUCUCGUCGUGCCGGCCACCUACAUCUGGUCCUGCCUCCAGUCUUCUGAACUCUGUCAUGACACCGGACCCAGGAGGAUGAGAGAAGAGAGUGCGAUAGAUUCUGCACAAGUCUGUCGUCAUUACAAACCAAUUCACGCGCAAGUCACCGUUCCUGUCCCCACCUUACUGUGGAGCACACGGCUGGCAUCAUUGGAAUCGACGGUCGAACUUCCGUGAGUGCGCUCGUAUCCCAAGUCCGUUGGAGCUGGUUAUUUUGAUUGAUUCCGUCGUGUUCCAUGUCCCGUUGCUUUUAGUAUGCUUGGGCGCCGAUAACACUGCCGCAUCGAGUUAUCCGUGAAUGCAGUGUUUUUGGAAUUCCAUUGACUGCAUAACCGGAUAUUUUCAGUACAGGCUUGUAGAACAUGAUGUUUGUCACCGGAUACGUAACUACUGCUACGAUUAGAAAGUUCCAGCUCAUUCCCGUCAAAGCCAUUCGGUCCCCUAUAUGUUCCCGUCAACCUUGUCUGCCAAGCAGACUAGAAUGACUUUAGGCAUAUCCCUGACGAUAAUCGGCGUAAAUGUGAGCCUAAUUAGGAUGAAAAAUUGCAUCCUUUCUAAACCAACAUCAAUUAGCAUUAUUUAAAACCGUUUUUGCCUUAGCUUACGUCGUCAAGUUUUAUCGGUAAUCUCUUCAAAAAAAGGAUGAGCUGUCUGUAUCUUUCUCAUUCGUUACCUCUGUUAUGCAGCGACAGGUUACAGUUGAUAAGCCGUCGCGAAAUUUUUUAGUUCCAAUAAAUUCUGCCGUGUAUGCCUAUUUCAAAUUCAUUCCGGGGAAAUAUUCCUUCAGAUUAUACAAAUGUGUUUUGGAUUUGUACUAAACGAAACAAAUGUACGCAUUCUGCACACCGACUAAAAUUGCACAUAUUAAUCAGAGACAGCAGACCUGGCGGUAUGUAUUCUUCACCACUGUGAAGCCUCAACCUCCUAUCCACUGGCCAUAUAGACAUCUGCUUUGUGAAAAGCUCCACAUAUCCUAUUUUGCGAAGCACAGCUUGCGUCCAAAUCCAAGGAUGCCUGUGCACAGUUGCUGGGAUCGAAAAAAAGUAAUGCUAAUUUACUGCGCACUUUACCUCGUUAGCUUUCUCUAUAUUUAUCAGACAAGAGGAGCAGAUCAUGACAAAUCCUUGUUUUUUUACAUUCCUCUUGACUAGUCCGCUUCAUGAACCUAUCAACGUACUCACCGGAGUGGAUAUCUGGUUGGAGAACAUCCUCAAUGAAGUCCCCGAGGUAGCCAUGUGCUUCCACAACGAGGGCAUAGUCAUGCAGGAGUACGAGAUCUACAAGACAUGUGACCUCCCUGCACUUACUUGCUUUCACCCGGAACACAUUCUUCGCAUUAUUCGAAAUCUCAUCAUGUUUCUGAAGCGCAACGCCACACAAGAGGGACACACCUACUGGUUGGUCAGGGAGGCCGGUUUCGAUGUCGUCAAGCUUUACGAUUUGACGGUUCUGUGUGAGAAGCCGCGGCGGUCAUCCUCCGUUAGCCCGGAUCCUGACUCAGAUGAGUCUGACGGUAGGUUUGUCGCUGUCUAUGUGUCCCUGAUAUCCUGAAGUACGCUUCUUGGGUUACCCCCUGAUUGUCAAUAAAAGCAAAGAGACGAUUCCCAGGAAGCAGUCUUAAAGAAGGAGACACGAUCGCUGGGACAAGAGCUUCAUUAGCCUGACGUUUCGGAUUCCUGCUCGAACCCAUCAUCAGAGACAAAGCAGAUACGGGUGUUUCAUGCAUAAGGGGCUGUAUGCACAAUGGUAUACAAUGGUAUUGUAUAUUCCCGAUCGAAAACCGACAGGGCAACGGGCUCGUGGCCCAGUGGUUAGAGGCGUAGAGUCCGAGCCUCGGGUGUUCCACGUUUCGGGUUGGGUAUGGCUGGCUGACGACGGCUAAUAGGCCAGAAAUGACCAUCCCAGUCUCCCUUGUCUUUGUCGGUAAUGCCAUUCUGCCUAUGGUGUGCGCCGCUGUGUGGCUGCUGGUUGGGCUCCAGAGAGUGCCCAGAAGGCACAACGGAACGAGUGCGUUCCGUGAGAACGAUCGGUGAGCGCCCCCUACCAUUAUAUAUAUAUAUAUAUGCAUACAUAUAUACAUAUAUUCGAAAGAAAUAAGCUCUUUGGGAAAGAUAAACAAGUUUUAUUUUAAAUUUUUGACCUUGGUUCCCCAAGUCAUCCUCAGACGUGAAGUAAGUAUGUAAAACAGUUAACAUUUAAACGUGCCUAAAAAAUCGAUUUUGCCCUGUCACCCCUGCUGGCGUAAUGUUCUGAUUGUCUAGUGCCUUUUCCACUUUUCCUUGAGGCUGUUGUACACCGCAUCCAAUUCCACGUGUCGGUUGAUGCAUGCUUUAUCAUAAUGGAUGGCCUCUAAAAAUUCACGGCCCUUCGUAGAUGAGCAGACACCUACAAUGCAAGUCCUGCCGCAGGCGAAUUUGUGUCCAGUUUCCAACGUAUGCAUGACAACUUCGGACAAGUGGUCUCGCCUUUUUACGGCUAACUGAUGUUCGUGUAUUCGUGUAGAGGCCGAUUUCCCAGUUUGCACAUUUACGUCACGUCUGAAGACGACUUGGGGAGCCAAGAGCGAAAAUUUACAAUAAAAGUUGUUUAUCUUUCCCAAAGAGCUUAUUUAUUUCAAAUUAUGAUUCUUGGGAUGCUGGGGGUCCCACGGAAGAGCCGAACCCCUCGCAGCUGUGUCACGCAGCGGCAGAAUAUCGGCGAAACACGUGUCUGGGCUUUUAGCAAGUAUCUAUGUCGGGUGUAAGGUAUAAUACAUUUACCAUAUAUAUGCGUAAGUAUUGAAAGGUAGGCAUCCCAAGCGAUAUAAGUUGAAAAGAGAUGGGUUCUGUGGGACAAGAGGGUUUAUUGCGUAAAUUUUCGACGCUGGUUCCCCAGGUCAUCGUCAGACGCAAGCGGAAAGCAAAUGUGAAAGCGAGAAACAGCUAACGUCAAGAGUGCACAAAAAAUCGAUACUUGCAUGGCGUGUGCGCCGGUUGGCGGCCGCCGUGUAUCAGCCUGAGCUGGUUGGCUCCCUUCUCUUCCAUUUCUCCUUCAGGUUUCUGUACACGGCAUAUCGAGUUGGAUGCCGUGUACAGAAACCUGAAGGAGAAAUGGAAGAGAAGGGAGCCAACCAGCUCAGGCUGAUACACGGCGGCCGCCAACCGGCGCACACGCCAUGCAAGUAUCGAUUUUUUGUGCACUCUUGACGUUAGCUGUUUCUCGCUUUCACAUUUGCUUUCCGCUUGCGUCUGACGAUGACCUGGGGAACCAGCGUCGAAAAUUUACGCAAUAAACCCUCUUGUCCCACAGAACCCAUCUCUUUUCAACCAUAUAUAUAUAUAUAUAUAUGUAGAGUAGAAGUGGUAGGCAUUCCGAGACGAUAUAAUGAAAAGGAAGGAGGUUCUUCGGAAAAAAUCGAGUUGUACAACUCGAUUUUUUCCAGCGUCCACAGAAAAGACUCCAGCGCCGAAAUCAUCCUCAACUACGGGAGUAAUCAUCCUGCGGCCCACAAAAAAAGCUGCGUUCGAACUCUUUUUCACCGAGCCUUUCGGUAUUGUAGCAGCCAGUAUCUACUUAAGAGAGAGCUAGCCUACUUAUACCAAUUAUUCCGAUCUAACGGAUAUCCGAUUAGCUUCGUGAAAAACUGUCUCAGACGUCAGAGGCAACCGCAAGAACAGAGUCCAAGUGGAGAAGCGACACAGAGGAAAUAUUAUUCCCUGCCAUACAUGCGAGGAAUUUCUGAAGUGAUGGCCCGACAACUAAACCGGUUUGGCAUCUACAUUGCCCACAAGCCGGCGUCCUCCUUACGCGCAGCACUAUCCCGGGCAAAGGAUCCCAUACCCAAAGAACAACAAAGUAACGUCAUUUACCGCAUCCCGUGUGCUAAUUGCCGUUGCGUUUAUAUUGGUCACACUUGGGACUCGCAUUAAUGAACACAAGUUAGCUAUCCGCCGACGCGACCCCUUAUCUCUCGUGUUUACCCACGCUCUUGAUUGUGACCACCGUUUCAAUUGGGACGGUGCCGAAGUGGUCGCCAUGGCUAACACUAAACAUGCACGGGAAUUCCUCGAAGCUUGGCACUCCGGUGCAGAUAGUAUUAACCGCCUUGUUGACCUUGAUGUCCACUACGAGGGUCUCCGAUCACGGUGGACUGACUGGCGUCCACCUUAAGAACAACACCAGCUAAUGCGUGCCCGGACAUGCAUGAUCUCGCCGACACGCCAUUCCUACCACCCUGCCCUACUCCCCCUCCCUCCCCCAACACGGUGAGCCACAGCUUGGACCCACAACACCUAUCCUCACCUCCCGCAGCCAUCACAACACAAUGCACACCUCCCCCUCACAAGGUCGUCUGCUUACCUCUCUGUCUGCGUCCUCAACCAGCAGUGUGACAAUGCCACCUCUCACUUUUCACUUUGUCUGACGACGGGUUGGUGCAACCAGCUCGAAAAUUUACGAGUAAAACUCUAUUUCCGACGGACUUCCUUCUUUCAUCAUAUCAUCUCGGAAUGCAUACCACUUCAGUUAUUCAGUCGCGAGUUAUUCAUUUAUUCAGUCGCGAGUUCGAGGCUCGAGUGUUCCACACUUCGGGCUUGGGUAUGGCUGGCUGACGACGGCUAAUAAGCCAGAAAUGGCCAUUCCAGUCUCCCUUGUCUUUGUCGGUAAUGCCAUCCUGCCUAUGUAUCAUAUAUAUAUAUAUAUAUAUUAUGACAGUGGGCGCUCGCCGAUCAGGUUACGGAACAUGCUCGUUCCGUUGUGCCUUGGGUUCGAAUCUCAAGUGAUCCACACUUGGGGUUGGGUAUGACUGGCUGAUGACGGCUAAUAAGCCAGAAAUGGCCAUUCCGGUCUCCCUUGUCUUUGUCGGUAUCAUCUCAUAUAUAUAUAUAUAUAUAUAUAUCAAUCUACCCGCAUACAUAUAUAUAUAUAAGCCGACUUAGGUGUUGCGUAUUAUGACGCAUGGCACCCUGGGUCAUAAGGACAGCGAAUAUUCGAUUGACGCAUCUGAACUUACUUGGUCGCUACUUGUUCUCCGUCAGGCGUUAAUCCCUUCAUCCUGCCCGUCGCCUCCCUCUGCUACAAACUGGCCGAGCGCAGAGUACAACAACGCGAACUCUACCUGAAACGUUUCUCCGCUCCUGACAGCGCUAGCGGUAACUGUAAGACUCCCGCCCCCAGCAUAUCUCUGACCUCUCCAACUAAGUCCUCAACUCGUGGGACCGCGGCGGCAUCAACGGCAAGCUCCGAGGAGACGGAUAUGGAUCGCUACGUGGAGGACCUGCGGCUCUUCCUCACCGAUGUCUUUCGUCUUCUCCGCAACUGUCUGAAUCUUAUCGGCAAGAUUGAAGAGGCAACCGCUACACGACCACCGGGGCGUCGCUCCUCCCAGUACGAUCAGGUGCCGUCUGUUAGUCCACAUGCUGACCUCAAGGCACGUGCAGUGCUGCUUCUUUGCCAACUUUAUCUCUCCACUCCAUCCGAGGAUGUUAUCGCCUGUGCAACUUCUCUCCAGAAUCCCACCGCCCCCACCCAAGAGGUAAACUUUUGGCCUGAAAUAUGCAGUUCCAUUUAUGUGAGAAAAGUUCAGGGAUGGCCCCCUGAAGUACUUGAAUUCGAAAAUUUACGUCUUCAUCUAUCCCUUCGACACACUAAUUUAGGGUUCCAGUAUCAUUCCGGACGAUAUAUGAAGUCGUAUUAGAUAGAUAGUGACCAAUAUUUACCACCCCAAACUACCGUUUUAACUUGUGACCUCUGUUGAAGAAGUUCAUUUUCCGGACCGGUGUCUGGUCGUGCCUGAAGGUAUUGCUGAUGCGUAAUUUACGGCUGCUUAUUUGUUUGAUCUGAGGGCGUAUUCACUUCGCAGCAGGCCUUCGCGAAAGGUCGUUUCAGUAUCUGAUCCCUGUGAGAGCGCCGGACAACCGGCAGCUAGACUGAUAAGCAGGCUCUGUCUUCUCCAGGUUUUGUAUCGUGCGUCAGUACUCGUGCUUUGCACAUUUACUGGCUGUAUGCUUUUAUGCUGCCGCUGGCUUUGUCACCCCUCUGUCUCACUUUUGUCUCCAGUCACCGUCCCGCAUGGCCGCACUGUAGGCCCCCCUUUCUUUUCCUGCCAGGUUUUGACGAUGGAACUGUCUGCGUUCGCGACCGGUAAUGACGGCACACAUCAACAGCAGCAACAACAACAUGAUGCAGCCAUUGAAGAGGUCCCAGCCCCCUGUGACCAACUGGAUCGCAGAACGGCCGGCGGAAGAAAACGCAUUUGCCUCGGUGAUUCAAUAAUUGACGCCUUCAAGUCUACGAAGACUGACCAAGUAUCCAGUCUAGCGGUUGCUGUGAGUACCUCUGUGUGUCUUUUUGGUCAUCUUAAAGUCCCUUUACCUCGAUCGCAUCGCUCCAUAGUUGUAUUGCAUACUUAUUUUGAUGAUUUUUGGCCUUCUGGUGCUGAUUUAAGACGUUGCCCGCAUCUGAUAAUGCAUUGGCUCAACGGUGCAAGGGCAACAUACUGCUAAACAGAUUUCAUAUUGACCCAACUGUGAAAAACUCGACGCCUCGGUGGGAUUCGAACAGAUUUGGCAAGUCCAAGAACUCGUCAUUUAUUGUAUGUAACCUAUCGGGUAUUACUUCAUACAGGAAAAGUCGUAAAUAACUGAACGCACAGUCAUGGCCUUCAGUACUUUUCAGUUCUUUUACGAGGACAUUUUUCGUAUAUUCUUCGGCCAAAAAACUAUAAGCACUCCUUACAAUUUUGGUCCGGUACAGCGUUGUCUUGUCCACUCUAUGGAUGCACCCAUUGACGAACCGGCGUAAGUAGCCAUUUGUUCAUCCCUUCAGCCGCUCAUGGGUUCCACCGUCAAAUGUAAAGUGCCUUUUGUGACAGUACUCCAGAAGUUAAAGGAGUUCGGCGUGCUCAAGACGAUUCUCCGUUUCAUCAUAUCUACUCUUCAGAAUUGAUUCAAUGUCGCGAAUUCCAAAUCCUGUAGAAUACGAGUAAAGAUUGACGUGACAUAAUAAUAUGCCGUCAUUUCGUUUGGCAGGAGGCGUACUUCACAGGUCUAUCCAAGAAUUCUGUUGACGUACUGGCUGUAGUUGCUGAAUUAGCAACCUGAACUUUGAGACGCCGGAGCAACAACCACUGACAGUCUCUAAACUGGAGUGCCUUUAAUUCAUAUGACAGGUCUGCAGCGGGCUCCGUUCAUUGAGCGCCUUGCGAAACUCCUAGGCCGUUUUUUGGGCUCUCGCCAUGCGCCGAUCCGUCCCAAUAUUGCACCCGAGUCCUGUAUGCCAACAGCAUUGCAUAGAUUCAUAUGGGACAUGGAACUGGUGAAUCUCCUGACUUCAUUAAGGCUUGGACCACAGGGGGUGAGGAUGUCGAAGAAGCCACAUUAUAAAAAAAGCCAUGGUAGCCUGACCCACAGUUCGGAGAAGAAUUGAGCUAUCCAUUCAAUUGGCAACCUUUGAAGGCACAACUUUUAGCGUUCAGUAAUAGUUUAAUGGCUUUUCAAUGUUAUUAUCGUGAAAGCACGCACUUCACCAGUUUAGCUCCCUUCUCCAUCUGCUAUUAUGUACUUCUGGUAUGUACAGUAGGUGUGCUAACUCAUGAAAUGUUUGCCGAAAUUCUGAAAUGCGUUAUCGAUUCGAAAAUAUUACUCAGGUAACGUUGUAAAAUUAAUCAUCGUGCAGCAUAAUUCUAUAAUAAUUCAGUGACCUCGGGAUGUCGGCUUUCAAACGGACUUCUUUCCGGUCUCACGCAAAAAUCGUACUUUGUAAAAAAUGACUACUUAAGUACCACACAUUUUUCUCAGUGAUUUUUGAUGCCCUUAAAAAUUCAAUUAUAAUUUGCGGAAAACAUGCAUAAAAAUAUUCAUUCUGACGAAUGGAAGAGAAUGUGCGCAUCCCAGGUUCUUGUCUAAAAGAAGACGAAGGCACGAUCACUGGGACGGUAGCUUUAUUGGUCUUAGCUUUCGAACUCGAGUUCGAAAACUACGGCCAAUAAAGCCACCGUCCCAGUGAUCGUGCCUUCGUCUACUUUUAAAUAUUCAUUCUUUUACUCAUUUGGUAAAAAUUACGUUUGCUUCCAACUUUAUGCUCAAAGAAAGGGUAUACCCUUUCUUCGAGCAUAAAGUUGGAAGUUGGUUUUCAAAAACUUCAAUAACUGAAUAACUUUGAAUCUACCAUCAAAUUUGCAUUCAGGGUUUCCAAACUGCAAGCCACAUAUUUUUCGCGUACGGAAGCCAUACAUUUCUCUACGGUAUUACGAGGAGACCAAAUGGGGUUCGUAAAAUUUAGCAGCGGAUUUGAGCCAUAUUGUAAACUUUACAAACCGCAUUAGCAAAUGCAGAGACAAGAUGUUUUAUGAACGGGCAUUUCACGGUAUCAAAAAAUCUCAUAAUUAGAAACUUUUUAAAAACCAAAUUAUGCCCUGUCUUCGAGUAUGAAGUUGGAAAAAGACGUCAUUUUCUACCAAAUGAGUAAAAGAAUAAAUAUUUUAUGCUUGUUUUCCAUGAAAUAAAGUUAAAUUUUUUAGGGCAUCGAAAACCACUGAGGAAAAUGCGUGGUACUUAAGUAGCCACUUUUUACAGUGUGGUUUUUGCAUGCUGCCGGAAAGAAGUCCGUUUAAAAGCCGGCAUCCCGAGGUAACUUUUCGAAACGAAAACGUAUUUCAGAAUUUCGUUUAACACUUUAUGAGUUAGCACACCUACUGUAUGAGUCAGUGACUGAAAGAUUAUGACACCUGACGCACCGCCUAACGUGGCUGGAGCCUCUGUCCAACACAUGCUGAUUGUCUGCGUGACCGCUGUUUGGUCGUGCGCUACUGUGCGGCUCGUCUUGGUAGCCCAGCGUUGCGAAAGACUCUGGCUAGGCACUGUCAGUCCGAUAGCUCGGUUUCUAGCACUGGUGUUCCUAACCCUAGAAGAGAUCCAUGGGGCUUUAUCGGCGGCGACACCUCUGUCGGUCGUCGGAAACGACGCUGCACGGCCUCUACACAGUGGGGAUUUACCUACGGACCACUCCACGGAGAAUCAACACUUUGUUGUCCCGCUGCCCUCAUUUCCUCCGCUCCGGAUGUCGUAGCGAUCGGAAGUAAGACCGUGGCUCGUAGUCGCCUUAACGGCACUCACUUACCUGUCGGAGGUCAUCUAAACUAAUAGGCUGGUUUAUUGGCCAAGUAUUCUGCAGUUGGCGUCAGCAUCGAGAAGAGCGCACUGCCGACCCUGAUCGGGAAUACUUGUACUGAGAACUGUACUAUAAAUUUAUUCGCAUACUUUGUCUGUCCGCAGUACCUUGAGGCUUGUUCCUUUUUGUGUUAGCUAUUUGAAGCAGUCUGCUCGCCAGAACGAACAACAAUCGCGGACUCCAUGCCGCUGAGCCUCGCCGUCGUGCCACCAUGGCAGAGCGAAAGUGGCAGCACCACUGCUGACGGCCAGGAAUCCAGCCUCCAAGUCUACACAGAACGCCGGCAUAGAGCCAGGAGAAUGAUGCCCUUCGUCUUGGCACGUAGCGCUCUCACCCGCGCUGGUCGCCUCUGGACGCGUGUUUUUGGUGCCACAGCCCAGGGCCUGGCGCCGAACCUCCUCAGUCGCCUUUUCGAAGCCGUCCGCCUCUCCUUCUGCAGUCUCUUCUACUUUGGUGAGUAGCCUACCUUGGCAUUUUCUGUCCGACCCCUGUUACGUAUCGUCACAUUGCUUUCGCUGGCCGCAUCGCCUGGAGUUUGCACGGGUUGCUUCCCCUGUUGUGCUGAGGAUUUAGCUCAUUUUCGGCAAAAACGCUGUUCUUUUCUCUGGAGCUGCUUCGCCUGGAUUACCGUAUGGCUUGGGGUUUUAUCUUGUAUAUGCGCCCUUGAGACUUGGGGGGGGGGGAGGUUGACACGAAUCCGCAGACCCGUUUGCCCUACUGGGGUCUAUCUUACGACCACUUUGUCUAAAACUGGUAGCGCAUCCAUCCUUCCUUUUUGUUGGCUGUACUAGUUUUAUCAACCAGAAGUGUUGUCGAGAUUUGUUAUCACUUAGCGAACUGACAACUCUCCCCAUAAAGCUCUCAGAACUUCAAGUCGAACCAUGAUCGCUUAGGCAUAGCCGUAAUUGGAAAACCUAACCGUAAUACUGAAACCUAGUCGUACGCUCAAACCUUAACUGUAACCUUAAAACCUAAGCCUAAAGGAAUAACCCUAACCCGAAAAUCGGAAACCAUUAACCAGUACCCUUAUCCUAACCUCAAACGUAAAACGGAAGCCAAAUGGGUCAGAUGUGAUUAUGGAGCCCCACAAAAAAGCCCCAGUAAACAACCCCCCUCCCCGCCACCUGUAAUACGGGUCCUGACUACCAACUGCGAUCCAGCCAGUUUUACCAACCAAAAGUGUUGUCGCUUUUGUGAGUUGAUUUUAGCGUUUUUCCCCUUUCCCGAAAUACUGUCGUCUGGCAAACUGUGGAGGUCUUGAUGAGUUGUUGACCGCUCUUUUCGCCAUAUGAAGCCUGCUUUGGUAACAUUUCAACACUCGGCUUCUUUUUGUUUGAUCAGUAAUAGUUGCGACGUUGCUGACGGCAGUUCAUCCCUCCCUUUGUUACAUCUCUUCCUUGCUUAAUGCGUUUUAGAGCAUUUACUGCCUGAUGAAUCCAAAUGCCCACACUGUGGCCACACCAGCCAACCCGACGACAUCGCAUACCUGCAACAGCAGCAACAGGAGUCUACUGUCUCGUCAACCUCCCCGAUUUACCUUCUCGCAUCCGCUCGUCGCCUCGCCCUCCUUGCCUUCCACACACUAGAGGAUGCACGCCAACUCAGUUCUCGACCUUCCUCUGGCUCCUGGCCGGCGCCAAGUGCCUCGGAGGCCGCUGCGGAUCGUGGUUUUUUGUUCGACAACCUUUUGGCCCUCUGUCCGCCAGGACACCGGCUUCUCUUGUGUCAGGUGGACGGCGCCAUACAUGGGCCAGCCUAUUCUCAACACGUCUGCAAGUCGUUGUGUGUAAGUUGCAAUGCGUUAAGAUAGGUUUACAUCAUUUACUUGUUGGUGUUACUGGUUAUGUGCCCAUUUGCAAGCGUUCUAACAGGUAAACGUGGAGUAGGCGUACUCCAACUAAAUGGGCGUCACUUCCACUUACAUUGGAAAAGCAAAUUUAACAACUCACAUAUGCACGUCUGGUGGGUAGUGGCUGUCGCUUAAUUGACCUCCCAGCGUAUGAAGGAAGCUACACGGGGACCACUUUUAACCAGUUGAGCCACGAUUGCGCAUUCCGACCCGCGUCCAACCACACCGCGUUACAGCGACAAUACGCGAAAAGCCAACUCCGACAGCCGUCACCUUUCCUUAGACCUCAGAACCAAGUCCUUAUUCAUCCCACUUCUUUGGUGCGUUCAGACACUUUCGGCCCUCUUCCCCAUCUAUUUUCAUUGAUUUUUACUCUUUCAUGACCCUACCAUGGGGUUUAUUAUUAUAUCAUAUAUAUCACAUAUGUCAUAUACACCUAAGAAACAUAUGUUCGCCGACUUCGACUUGGUGAAUUUUAUUCAUUUCUUGACACUUCCUCAAAGACCAAUUGGACAAUUGUGCUCUUCACUUCAUCAGCGUACUGGGGGUCCCAGAAUCGGCAACAGUCAAACUUUCCUGUUCUUAUAAAAUCUCGAUUUAAGUUCGCCGUAACUCUGCCUCGAUCUUGAACGGAAACCCCCGCUCGACUGCACGAAGUAACAAAACCUCGCCCUACUGGAAGUGUUGACGUGCCGCUGGUGCAGCAAGCUUUGAGUUUACUUUCACGUCCCCGUAAGAGCGGUGGUCUUCAUCGUUAGUAAUUGUAAAAAGUGAAUUAAAGGUUUUAAAUGUCCCCUUUUUUCUGGCACGGUACCGGCCCGCCAACUAUUUUUGAUCUAAUAACAACCUCACUUAAUUCUUUUCAGUAGUGCACAUUUUCUCAUUUGUAGUUUAGUACACACGUAGUUGCUUGUCAAGUUCAGGAUAGGCUUUUUAAUUACAUCGCCAAUUAUCCUCAAAGUAUACCAAACAAUGGUACUGAUUGAAUGCGUGAACGAAAGGUUUUAUUCCUAUAAAAUACACACUUGUUUGAUUUGGCCAUGUUACGCUAGGGUUUAUCCGUGGUAAGUCGCUUAGGAUUAGCAUUUAGGGUUAGGAUUCAGGGUCAGGCUUAGGGUUGGGGUUAGGGUUAUGGUUAAGUUUGCCUGCCGCAUACCGUCCUGUCCAAUCUGGUGUUCCUUGAUCAAUAAUCUUUGAUUACCACUUUUGCUGGCCGCUUAAACGUCACCUAAUUCGCAACUUUCAGAUUGCGCGGUCUGUUCCAGUACAUCGCUGCAGUAGUUAAACAAACAUAUGGCUGAAAUGCGGACUUUCUCAAGGCCUUCUGUAGAAUACUUUAUCUGUGGCAUCCGUCCACCCUAUUGAUAAAACUAACAUAAACAUCCUUCCUGUAUUACAGGAGCGCCUCUGUGCUCCGUUUUCUCAGUGGACUUACAUAUUCAGUUCUUGCUCAGUCGAUGUUGAUUUCUUUUGCAGACUUUCACCUCUCCAACUGAAUGUAGUCUCGCAUCUUGGCUGGACUGCUUGGAGACGAUUAUGUAUCGCUGUCUCAAAUACCUCCUCCCUCUGUUACAAUACAAAUCACCGGCGAAGCGUACUGCCAGGGACGCGGCCGCAGAAGGCCUGGCCACCUCCAAGGAGUUCAACUCCCAGGUUCCACUCGCUUCCCUGCCUAAAUUCUGGCCAAUCAGUCUGAACCUUUUCCUCUCAGGUCUUCGGAGGUACUGGGAAAUCGUCCAGAGUUCCACUGAAGUGGGUCAUCUUGUCUGUACAUAUGUACUUAUUUUUGAAUCUGACUUCAAUUUUAACAGGGCUUGUUUUUUGGAGCCAGCGACAAUGUCGCUUCAGAAGUUAAGAAGUAAUAUUGGGCAAAUGUCGCUUGUUCUGUCCCUCGCCGUUAAGUAAGACAGUGGGUGGAAUUGCAACAACUGCGUUUGUAAGCGGUGGGAGAAGAGGCGGGCGGAAGGUAUGGACUUCUAAGUGCCAUGUGACGGUAUGGGGAAGAGUGCUUACGACCACAAUACUUUUACGACACUCUUAUCGCCAUGGCUUAUCUAACCGAAGCUGACUGUUCCCCGUCCACUCUGAUAGUGAAUGACGAUUAACAUACUCAUCCGUCUUUGGGAUGUGUAAAUAAGGCAACUCUUUGCAAUCACGUGCCAAUCGGCAUCACAUUUGAAGUCAUUAUGUUGUCCGGCCGGGGAGGCAUGGUUAAACCAAAGCUUCCUUCAGGCUAACCCGCUUAAGGAGCCUCUUAAAUCAUAUUACUGUUAAUUGGACAGCUUUUUCCCGCAUAUUUUGGUGCUUGUCGUUUUGAUUUUGCAUGGUCGACAACUGGCCUUGGAGACAACUAGAUAUUUAUUUUUCUGCAAAAAUUCCCAUAUUACGAUUUAAACGUCCGUUGGCAAACAUGUUUUCAGUAACUUAUGAUCAGGCCAAUACAUUUACAAUGGUAAUGAUCUUUUUAAUAGUGGACGGGAUAUAAAGAACUACUUACGCGAUGCAUACAGAAUUUCCAGUCCCUCUGCAACGGCCAGCUAUACAAGCAAAUAGGCGGUGUGGCAAUGGGUUCAUCGCCUGCACCGUUUCUCACCAAUGUCCUCAUGGGCAAGGUCGAGCAAACGAGUCUCAAAGGUACCAUUCAUGACCUUGACUUCUACGGUCGACACAGACGAUAUCUUUUGCUAUACGAGUCAUACCACCGGCAUCGAUGGCCUGGUUCAGAAGUUUGACGGGGCGCACCCCUCUCUGAUGUUAACCGCAGAGACUGAGGCGAAUAACGAAAUCGCGUUCCUCGAUGUUCUUCUACACAGAUAAGAGGAUGGAUCCAUCCAAUGCAAGAUAUUUAGAAAGAAAACCUGGACGAGACAAUACAUUAAUUUUCACAGUUUUGUUCCUCUAAAUCUAAGACGAAAUUUAGUCCAGUGACUGGCGGCUAGAGUGCGACGCAUCUACUCUCCUGAAACUUUUGAAGCAGAACUCCAUCAGCUGCAAGACACGCUCCGCGAAAACGGCUAUCGGAAACGAAUGGGAGAAGGUCCCCAAACACACACGACCAGCCAAAGGUGGUUUGUCUUACGGGAAAUGUGGUAACAGGGAUCUUACGGGUGGGGCCUAUGUAUGCAUAGAGGAAUGGCUAAAUAGGUAUAGAUAAUUAGUAGAUUUGUUUUUCGGUUAGAAAAGUUUUAAUGCAUUGACAUGUAGCAAACAAAAUUAAGCAGGACAAUUAAAAAAUUAACAUUAAGUGUCUACAACGAUCGCUCAUCAACUCUCUGAGCUAAGGUCAUUGUAGAUAAUGCACCAGACCGUCUACAACAGACGACCCAACCUUGUACGAUGAAACAGCAAACCGAAAUAAUUGUGUCGGACCUAAAUCCACUUCAAUAAGAAAGUAUUGUUUGCAUGCCACAGAUGUUUGGGGGCCUUAACCCGAUCCUUAGCACCCCUACUACGGUUGGGAGCCAAAGACCGACUGCCGUUACAGGCCACAUCCAUGUGUAUUUAUUCAUUCACCUGCACUUGUGGAGCGAGAUAUAAUGGUCGUACAAGUAGGCGUAUGGAAGAGAGGGUACGCGAACACAUGCCUGUCUGGCUAGGUAGAGGUGAAAACCGAUCGAUUUUGAGUUCAAUUCUUGCACAUCUAACCGAUAAGCACCACCAAGCCGACGCUAAAGAAGCUUUUAAGGUUAUCUACCGGGCACCGGCACAUUGCCCUCAAGGCCUGCACAAACGGGUGCUAGCCACAGCCGAAGCAAUGGCCAUUCGACUAGCGAACCCAGCGCUCAUUUGUCAGAAAACGUUGACACAAGCAGUCUGUCUUUCUUGGCCGACUCAAGGUGGCAAUCGCACCCCGUCCCGACGCCCUGAUAAUAGUCACACGCACUUUCAGCGCUUAUAAUCUAACCGGAACCCCUCUCCUUCCCCAACUCCACCGUCCUCAACACGUUGACUCCGUCAUAUGGGCGGGGUGGGAGUAUGGAGUCUGACCAUCCCUGCUCCUGAGACGCAUUUAUAUCCUGUCUACAAUUAAAAAGAUUAUUGCCCAUGUAAAUGUAUUGGCCUGAUGAUAAGUUACUGAAAACAUGUUGGCCAACUGACUUUUCAAUAUCAAUGUUUACUUAGAACCCCGUUCACCUGCCAAUGAUUAGGAUAGUCACAGUUUCGCAGCGGCCGUCAAUGCGAUUAGACGCUUCAGGGGGGAUUUUUCGCCUCCAUCAUCGUUCUACAUGCUUUCACGGUUUUUUUACUGCACCUCCAAGUCCAUGCUUCGGGCGGCGAGACACUUGUUUUUCGGCCCCCCCCCCUCUCCCCAACUGACGCACCCGAAGAAAUGUCUGUAAAUCAUCGUUUCUAUGCUCGAGUUUGAUCACAAUUCAACUUAUCCAGUUUCCUUCUGAGACAAGAUAAUUUGAUGAGUGAUAUAACGGACACACAGAUCCUACGUCUAGCGUAAGGUUACUUUAACAAUUAGAAUUCGAACUCCUACCUGUUUUUAUAUUCCGUGCUACCGUAGGCCUGAUUGCCUUUUCUCUCGCAUGUGCAAGUUAGUCAAGUCUUUACAACUCAUGCCGGAAUUCUCGUGCUGUACUUGAGAUUUAAACAACUAUAUUUAUGGGUUCUAGCUAUUCCGAGGCUAACCUGAUAGUGAAACAGUUCGAUUUUGUUUAUUUCCCGGAAACGCUGUUAUUGUUUAACACAUCUGAUGGCUGCAUUUAUUUCCUCCUGAUCCGUAUUCAUUCGCUUUCAUGUCUGAUCACUUCACAGGACCCCGAGCUCAGAGGUCGCUUCGAAAUGCGUCUUGUCAGGGCCUUUGACCUCCUUAACGACCCCUUGUUCAACUCCUAUCGUGACCUCCUUAGUACGGAUCUUCGUGUCCUCCUCUGCACCCUGCAAUUCCAAGCCGUCAAGCUGGCCACCGUUGCAGCGUCCCAUGUGUUAAUUCCGCGUGUCGAGCCCCCGAACCUGGAUGAUGGACGAGGCGACGGGCCAUCGGGAAAGCAACAACUGCCUCUGGUGAUGCGAUGUCUGUGCAAGGCCAUCGACGCUCUCGUCCCCGGUCUAAAUAUUUUCACCGAACAGUCGCCAACGGACUUGCGUCUGCUCAGCAGUCUCACAAGUGAUCUCCUGCGCACUGCCAUUGAGUACUCGGCCAUUGGUAUGCGGGAGUUCUCUCAGCAGGAAGUACGUCAGCUUCGCCAACUUCAUUUCCUUCAGUUUAGUGUCGGUUAAUGCAUUAGUUGGAGUAGUUAUCUAGUACGCUGGAGUGCCCAUCUCUGGCCUAUUCCCCAUCGACAGCCAGUGAUACUCCAACCGCAAGUUGCAUACCUGAGGUUUAGAUUCGAAUCGGUUACUCGUCACUUGAGUUACGGACCCACGCCAUCUCGUCUAAGCUCAGCGAUAUUUAGACACGUAGAUGUGGCGUGCAUUGGUCUACCCUGAUUGUAGAACGGAAUUAGUCAUUAGAUGGAUCCGCGCCGUUGUGCGACUGCUGGUGGGACACGAGAGAGAGAGAAAGAGAUCUCCAAGGCACAAUGGGACGAGUGAGUUCCGUAACGGGAUCGGUGAGCGUCCCUCUACCAUCCCAGAAUACAGUGCGUGACCGAUCUCAUGAAAUGUUAGCCAACAUUCUGGAAUGCGUUUCCGAUUAGGAAGGGUUACUUAGGUGGGGUUGUUAUACUGAUUAUCAUGCAGCAUAACCCUGUAGCAUUUCGGACUCGCCAGGAUGUUGGCUUUUGAAUGCACUUCUUUUUGACCUCCUACAGAAACCACACUCGGUAAUAAAUGACUACUUCUAUAGCAUGCAUUUUUCCUACUGAUUCUCGAUGGUCUCAUAAAUUCCAAUGCAUUUUACAGAAAACAUGCACAAAAAUAUGCUUUCUUUUGCUCAUUUGGAAGGAAAUCACAUUAUCUUUAUAUUUUAUGUCCGAAGAAAGUGUAUAUUUAGGUUUUAAAAAGUUUCACGAUUCCCGAAUAAUUUUCAGCCUGAUCUGCCAUUGCAUCAGCGUUUGGCAAUUUCAGUCUACAAGGUGCACGCUUUUCGCGUAAGGAAAAUCAUAUAUUCCUCUAACCCGUUAAGAAGAUAUCACAUAGAGUCCAUGAAAAUUUGCAAUGGAUCCGGACUGUGUUGUGCAUUUCAUGAGGAGCAUUAGUAAACGGACCUGUGCGGUCUUGCAUGCAUGGACAUCACACGGUCUUAAAAACCUCAUAAUUAUAAACUUUUUUAAAACCUUAAUAUGCACUUUCUUCGGGUAUAAAAGAUAAAGAUGAUGUGGUUUUCUUCCAAAUGAGCAAAAGAAAGCAUAUUUUUGUGCAUGUUUUCUGUAAAAUGUAUUUGAAUUUAUAAAACCAUCGAAAAUCAAUAGAAAAAAUGCAUGCUAAUUAAGUAGUCAUUCUUUACCGAUAGUGGUUUCUGCAGGAGGUCAAAAAGUGCAUUCAAAAGCCGACAUCCCGGCGAGUCCGAAAUGUUAUGGGGUUAUGCUGCAUGAUAAUCAGUAUAACAACCCCACUUGUGUAAUCCUUCCUAGUCGGAAACGCAUUCCAGAAUUUUGGCUAACUUUUCAUGAGAUCGGUCAAACACUGUAAUUAGCCAAGCGGGAAACGCGCAGGCGAGCAUUGUUAUUGGUAGACAAAUAUUGCCGACAGAGAAAAGGGAGACUGAAAUGGCUACUUCUGGCUUAUUAGCCGUCAUUGGUCAAUCCCCAGGAUUUGCAACCGCCAGACUUAUGUAUGGCCGGCCGAUGACGACUAGUAAGCCAGAAGUGGCCACCCCAGUCUCCUUUUUCUUUGUCGGCAAUGUUUUUCUACCAAUGACAGCGCUCGUCUUCGUGUUUCCCGCGUGGCUAAUAAUUCAGGGAUGGUAGAGGGACGCUCACCGAUCCCGUUACGGAAGUCACUCGUCUCGUUGUGUCUUGGGGCUCUCUCCAGUCCCACUAGCAGGCGCGCAAUGGCGCGUAGUAUAGGCAGAAUAGAAUUGUUGACAAAGGGAGACUAGAAUGGCCAUUUCUGCAUUAUUGACCGUCGUUAACCAGCUAUAUCCAACCUCGAGGCGCUGCGACCCGUGGUGCUUGAUCCUGUUGGUUAAAAGUUUAACACCCUGAUUACUGAGCCCCAGGGGUUACACACCUCGGGUUUGGGUAUGGCUGACUGACUACGCCUAAUAAGCCAGAAGUGGCCAUUCUGGCCUCCCUUGUCUUUGUCGGCAAGCGGCCAUUGAAAUAACAUACAUCUCAGCUGAACUCAUAUUCUGCAGCCAUACUAAGGCUAUCCAAGUUCCACGGACGAAGGAUGCCUUGCCAUUGCACGCCACGUCACAUUGUGUUAACGAAUUUACAUGUACUUGUGGAUGCAAGUACAUUGGGCGAACGCUAGGGCAACUGGCAGCCAGGUCAGUUGAGCACCUGCCUAAAUGGCUUCUAAAGCAGGAGAAUAAGAUUACACGGUCUUCUAUUACAAAACAACUCCAUGAUAUCGGUCAUUCGGUUGACCCCAAAACAUCUUUUUGAGUAUUAGUUCGAGCACGAACAACUCGGUUACUGCGCUACCUGGAGGCAGCCUACAUACGGCGGGGGUAACCCGACCUAUGUAAACAGUUAGACCACGUGGUCAACCUCAGCCUGCCCUGGUAGAUCUGAGCCCUUUUGAUUUACAAAAUCCCUCGGCGUGUUAACUUCCCCACUUUCUUUCCUAUGUCGCGUUUUGAAGUUACCAUUUUAUUGAUUAGUCUACGUGCAGUAUACGAUGACCUUGCUGUUUUGCAUUGAUUCUCUCUGUGGAAGUUCAAACCUCUGUAUCUUUCUCGCAUGUUAUCUGUGUUAUGCAGCGACAGGCUGCAGUUGAUAAACCGUCGCGAAAUUUACUGGUUCCAAUAAAUUCUGCUGUCUAUGCCUAUUUUGCUUAAUUAUUCUGCCCAGACCGAGCCCCAGCAAUAAAUAUGGGGGGUCAUUACACUUGUUAAUUGACCGGUGGGGAGCGAUGCACUAUGACUCAAACUUCACGCCACUAACGCGAUUGUCGCCUCUCGCUGGAAUUUCGGCCUCCUCGAACUUGAAUGUGUGGCCGAGUCUCUUCCAAUCAGAUGGGACUUACAAUUAAUUAUUAGGAAGUAACACUCACUCAGAAGGCUCACUCACGGCCUCUGACAAUCCUGGCGAUCUCAUUCAAAGCUAUAGUAUUGUCAGAGGCCGUGAGUGCGCCCUAGACUUUCAUAAAUUCUUGGAAUUGGCCAGGACUGCCCGUCUGCGUGGUCAUCCCUUCAAACUGCAGAGGAAGCUGGCUCAUUCGGGCGUCCGACGGAACGCCUUCUCUCACAGGGUCAUUGGAGCAUGGAACGGACUCCCCGAUGCGGUGGUUCUUUCCGAAACUAUCGAAUCCUUUAAUUGUAGACUAGUUGCUCAUUUACUGAGAAACUACUGUACAUAUAAUCACGAUUGUUUUAGCGGCGGCAGUUUGCGCCUGACCCACACCUACCGCCAACUUUUGACUUUCCGCAUUUAAUAAUAUUUUUAUUAAAGAGCCGUCGGGGGAUGUAAUUGAUGAUUCUAUUUCUGUUUAUAGAUAUGAAUAGGGAGCUCAAGGGCGAAAGCCUCAUCCCCUUAAUAAACCGACUUAAAACACUUCAGUCCCGGGCUGUAUGUCCGAGAUUCUGACCCCCAGUGUCUAUGGGAUGAAGGUACUCCGGAGAAAUCGAGCUAUGCUCCUGACUUUUCAACCCAUUGUAAAAAAAUUCGUCGGACGAAAUGAACACUAGGGGCGGGAGGGUGUGAGGCGGCAAAACACAGCAGUUGUAGUUUUCUGCAGUUGUGUAGGGAUGACAGUGGAGAACGGGCAAAAGUUCGUGAGACUCGGAAUGGAUAACGAUUUAGUGACCAGGCGGCCGACACUACAUGGACUAUCUUUCUUUGUGCCCUAACAGUCGGCGAGGCGUAUGUAAAUGCGAGUUAAGUCCACCGGAUUUGGGAGGUGGUAAUGCUUCAGUGAGCAAACAGACGUCCAGAAAUGAGCCAGUCGCGUCUUCCUCUUGCUGUGGCUACGGUAAAUUCGAGUCAACCUGACUCCUGGUAAAAUCGAGCACAGUGGUUGAGGUGAUAAAAUGCCGUUGUCUGCAUGUCCAACGCAUAUGUUGACGCCUCACCUGAUGAGAAUUGCUCUGAUACCUAAUAAGGGAGCUGUUGAAACCUGUCCGUCAGUACAGUCAACCGUGUUGCAAAACUUUGCAAAUCAUUACUUUUGGAGCUUCCAGACAUUUUAAACGCGUUUCGUCUUUAUCAUAGCGAGGAAAGUUCGCACAGAGUUAUCUUCACCAUCUCUUCUGUCCUGCUAGUCUUUCCGUGACAAGUUCGGAUCAAGCCAACUUAAAACGAAAUUAGACGACGUAUCGUGGAUCUUCCGCCUAAAACGUUCCGCAUACCCCUUUAACUCUUGUUCAUUUUCGACGCAAAAGGCAGCUUGUUUUGGGAGCUUAAUUUCCACUUGCCGUCUUCCGGGUGCUCACUCGCGUAUUAUUUACCAACUUCUUAGCAUUUAUUUUGCCCUGACUCUAUCUCAACUCUCGCUAACUGAUGGCCAGACAUUCUUCCGUAUGCAGCUUGAUAAUCUCUUCUAAGUUUACUAUUGUGUGCGCGUCUUUUUCUCCAAGUGAUAAUCCACGGGACCACCGUUGUCUCUGCACAACUGUGCCUAUUAAUGGCCAUUUGUGGCCUGUUAGCCGUCGUCAGUCAAUCAUACCCAACCCCGAAGUGUAGAACACCCGAGGCUCGAACUCGCGACCAUUAUGCCUAUAUCAUGCGCCGCUGUGCGGCUUCUGGUUGGGCUCGAGAGAGAGCCCGUAAGGCACAACGGAACGGGUGAGUUCCGUAAGAACGAUCGGUGAGCGCCCCCUACCAUUGUAUAUUCCCGAUCGAAAACCGACAGGGCAACGGGCUCGUGACCCAGUGGUUAGAGGCGUGGACUUCUAACUAACAGGUCGCGAGUUGGAGCCCCGAGUGUUCCUCACUUCGGGGUUGGGUAUGACUGGCUGACGACGGCUAAUAAGCCAGAAAUGGCCAUUCCAGUCUCCCUUGUCUUUGUCGGUAAUAGCAUUAAGCCAGAAAUGGCCAUUUCAGUCCUUCUUGUCUUUGUCGGUACUAUCAUUGUGUUUAUUACUUCCACUCUCAGUUUUAUAUAGCUUCCAUCUGUGUCGCUUAUGAUAACCGCACCAUUUAAGGAUCUGGGACAGAGUGCGAUUAAUCACGAGCAUGCAAACGUUGAGUCACUGUCCCCUAAUCAGCUUUUUUCUCUUCCACACAUAGUGUAAACCCUACUGGUUGCUGGAAGACGUCAGCAAUGUCCUCAAGCGAGUUCAAAAGUUAUUGCCCUUCCAGUUGAACAGUCUCUUUGCACUCACCGGCGACCCUUCCUCCUCGACCGGACGACGGAAGGGGGUGACAGGCAGCUCGGUACUGGAAUAUGCCAACUUUGGCCCUGAGAUUGUUCGGUGUGUGGUCUACUUCCGUCUACACACUGCCAAAGUCGCCUUGUUGCAGGUCCAGUACUCACACUUGGCUGAAUCCGAGAGUCAUCGUGGCCCGAUGCAUAAUCCCACCGUCUGGUCGGGCAUGGUGGGUCAGAUGCGCGCUGCCAUCACCUGGCUCGAUAGGAACCUGCCGCCACAACUUUUUGAAGUCCGGCCCUCGCCGGCACCGCGCCGUCAAAAACGAUCUGUUCGCCAACAACAGGAGUCAGUUGCCAGUGUCGCCUACCCGCCAACAUUUGCGGAAGACGCCCUCCUCUACAUCUCGGCGGUGGUUUGUUUCGUCAGCCUGCAGAUUGUCCACGUUGGUAAGUUCCACUGUCGGCUGAUCCUUCGAAAGUCAUCAGUAAGGGAUACGGCCUCCCCCGUUACGCAUUUCUACAACGCGCCUAAGAUUAAAAUUUGGGUGCUCCAAUUGUUUGAUGCCAAGCUUUAUAAUUCAGUCUAUUUCAACCGAGACGUCAGUAUGUCGAAUCUCAUCGCCAUAUGCGGAAUAACCGGCCCCUGAGGGACAGUCAAUAGUGCAUAAAUGUGAGUAAAGUUCAAUCUAUCAUACUCCUUGCACAGGUCUUAACUAGAAGUUCUGACGCGUGUCUCUCUGGUUUUAUGCCUCAGUGUUCGGCUAAUAGAUGGGUCCCUCAGUGUUGACCGUAUGGCCAAUGGCUUGUCCUUUGAAUUUCGUCAGAAAUUAAUGUGUGACCGUGAGUUUAGUCUUCGCAGCGUUGUUGCCUUUUAGUCCCCUCGUCUUCCAGUGAAAAACCGGUGCAGUCUGCAUUCUGCCUUGGAGCCCCGGGUCUAUUGCGCAGAGGCGAGCAGUCAACCAUUGCUGAGUGUUACCGACAAAAUUAGGAAAAAUUAAAUGGGCACUUUGAGUUCACUAACUGCCAUCAUUUACUAAUAUUUGUUCCCCUCUUCAAUGAACUAGAUGUUGACUACGACUUGUUGGUUUUGUUUGGGCAACGAAGUGCGAACUUAUAAGCCCUUUUGAUUUUACUUGCUGCAACGCAACACUAGGGCUAUUUAACUCGUGAAAUUUUGAGAACUUUGAGGCCAUCUUGAUUUUAUGAGCCGUUGCCCCACUUUGUAUUUUUCCUUUUGUCUUUGCUUGAUAUUAACAAUCCGCGGACGUUCGUUUUGAUGGCGUGUCAGCAUAUCUUCUUCCUGUCUUCCCCCCCCCCCCCUCAGAAGUUUUGUCGGAAUCAGGAAUUCACCAGCUGAUUCGUGAGGCCCUCGGUGCCCAUCCGGUGGUUGCCUCACUCUCACACUGGCUCACUUCCCUCGGCAAAGACGGCACUGCCAUCCCUGAAGAGGAUUUGUGCUCGAAUAUGCUCCAACUGGACCGUAUUUUGCAGUGUCUGGUGUCCACCCUCUACACCAAGACCACCAACCAACGCAGUGUGGAUAUCGCGCUGGAGGCGAAGAAGAAGAAACGACGAGCUCGACGAGGUGCUGGUGGCGGCGGCAGCGGCAACCUCGCUGGCAACACCGGUCCCACCGCGGAUUCGGGCGCAUUGCAGCAAGUAUACACCCUUCUGAAGCCUAAUCUGCCCUCUGAGGCGAAUUCUGCGCAGGACAGUGCUCUGAAGUUUAUAGACAAGGACACGCCAACCAGCCUGCCGGAGGUGUCAUGUUUGCUACUUUCUCACAUGGUAGCUGUCGCUCAGUAUUUAGAGAGUAAAACCGCCUGACACAUGACAACAAUGACGUGGAUGCUUUGUUUACUCAUUUCUGCCUUGUAUCGACAGCUGCACCCUCCCUGCAUCUCCAGUUCAGUGUAUAGUGUCGCCUAAACUUUGACUCAUGUAUAUAUUUAUGGUUCAGACUUGAAUGGCAUUUCCCUUUAUUGACCUCAGCGCUUUCCCAAAGCCGCAGGUGAAUUCGGCGCCGCUGUGGGCUAAGAGGUUGGCCCUGCAGUGACCUGCGAGUGAAUUUGUUUAUAGUGAGGCAAGAAAUCGCUCCACAACCCUUACUCCCUCUACCCACACACACACCCUAUGCUCCACCGGCAAGGUAAGGUCAGGGUCAGAAGUGGGCGUGUCGAAUGUAGUGUGGUCGACAAGACAAAGAUUCCCAAUCGUAAGUCAGGGAAGACGUAGUGAGUUGGACAACCUUUACUGUUUUGGAAGUGCGUACACAAAGGUUCUGUGGGCAGUCGUCUCCGCGAGCGCGCUCUCCAGGCAAGUCGUUGUCUGUGUCCGCCUUCGAAGUGCUAAGACCCAGCGCGUGUGUGCGUCUUUCGUUGUCUCCGUGUCCGCCAGCCAAUCAGAGGGGGGGACAGCGUUGAUUGGCCUGGAGCACCCGCGAGGCUAGUGACAAGCCUCGCGUGUCCCAGCAACGUAUCGACAAGGAGUGUGGGGCGGACAGUAAGGCAGCGUGCCAAAGGCAGAGGACAAGGAGAUGCGAACUGCCACUGGCGCGCGCUCCGGUUGUUAGCAAAACUAAAAUCUCCGUCUUCACGUGCCACACACAAUCUGCCACUUGGAGCACACGUGCCGAGCCACACAAAAUAACACUUUUUACGUAGGUGAGAUGUGCACAUUCUCACCUGUGACCUUUCAUGCGUCUUGCCAAUGCUGACAAAUGUCAUCGUAUGCAUUAUGCAGACGUGUUGUGUGAUGUAAUUAUCGCGUGUGAUAGAAUGGGCUCAUGUGCAGACUAAGGUAGCUUGCAUGUUCAGGUAGGACGAAGUGUUAUUAGGAUGUCCAGGGUGCUGUCUUACUGAAGAUUUUCGUGUACACGCAUGUGACCCAAUAGGUCAAACUGUGUCGAAAUGUCCUGGGACAAAAUGGACAGUUAGGGCGCGCAUGGCGAGUGGAUGCCGGGAUUCCAGGUACUAUCUGACCUGUCGCACUGCGGUAGAUUCGUAAAUGAUCAACCAGACUGACGUGCGAUUCGGGUGUGCGGUCCUAAUGGGCAUAGGUUGAAAGUUAAUACGUAUUUCCUGUGGAAGGGACGAUGGUGUGGCUGGAUGGAUAACUGGGCGGUCGCGUUGACAUUGCGCUGGGUCCGAAGAUGUUCAGCCAGGCAAAUCUGUGCCCUGAAUAUCCGCUGACAACGUUGACAGUAUGGUGGGGCUGGGUGCAUGUUUUGCUGUUUCGCGGCAGCUGAGCCACUGCCAUUUGGUUGACUGUGAAAAUGGCUGCUCCAGUCCCAACGGCAGACUGCUGUGCCUGUCGAUUCUGUGCGAGCCCUUUUCAUGUCUCAGGGUUAGCUUGUAGGUCUCUAGCACAAGUCUUCGGAAGGCUCUUGGAUCGUCGAUUCGGUCCCCGUUGUGCUUUUACAGAUAAAUAUUUAGCUUUAUUAUUUUAAUUGUCCGAAGGCUUCCCUACUUCACAGUAUAUACAGUGAGUGACCUAUCUCAAGAAACGUUGGCUGAAAUUCUGAAAUGCGUUUUCGAUUAGGAAGGAUUACUUGGUCGCGGUUGUAAUACUGCUUAUCUUGCGGCAUACUCUUAUAACAUUUCGGACUUGGCAGGACGUCGGCUUUUAAAUGUACUUCUUUUCAAUCCCCUGUAGAAACCGUGCUCGGUAAAAGAUGACUACUCAAGUAGCAUGCAUUUUUCCCAUUGAUUUUCGAUGGUCUUGGAAAUUCAAAUAUAUUUUAUAGAAACCAUAAACAAAAAUACGCUUUCUUUUAGUCAAUCAAUAGAUAAUCAUGUCUUAUUUAUAUUUUAUACUUAAGGAAGGAAGUAUAAUUAGGUUUUAAAAAAGUUUUUAACUAUGAGACUUUUUAAGACCGCGAAAUGUCCAUUGACAUAGCAUCGUAUCUGGCCGUUUACCAUUGCUCCUCAUGAAAUGUACAACAUGGUCCGCAUCCAUUGCAAAAUUUUAUGGACUCUGUAUGAUAUCUCUUUAAUUGCAUAGAAAAAUAUGUGAUUUUCUUUACGUGGAACGCAUGCACCUUGUAGAGCGAAAUCACUAAGCGCUAAUGGAACGAAUGAUCAGGCUCUAAAUUAUUCGGCAAUUAGAAAACUUUUUUUAAAACCUAAUUGUACUCCUUCCUGAAGUAUAAAAUAUAAAGAAGGCAUGAUUCUCUAUUGAUUGACUAAAAGAAAGCGUAUUUUUGUUUAUAGUUUCUAUAAAAUAUAUUUGAAUUUCCAAGACCAUCGAAAAUCAAUGGGAAAAAUGCAUGCUAAUUGAGUAGUCAUCUUUUACCGAGCACGGUUUCUACAGGAGAUUGAAAAGAAGUGCACUUAAAAGCCGACAUCCUGCCAAGUCCGAAACGUUAUAAGAGUAUGCCGCAAGAUAAGCAGUAUUACAACCGCGACCAAGUAAUCCUUCCUAAUCGAAAACGCAUUUCAGAAUUUCAGUCAGCAUUUCAUGAGAUCGGUCACUCACUGUAUCCACAGUGAAAACUUUACUUAAAAUUGGCUCCACAAUUCUGCCUAAAAUAGUUCAAAAUUCACGCUUAGUCUUCCCAUGAAUUGGAAGACUAUCUAUUGCUAGGCAUAUAACUACUUCUUCUACUGAACGAGGAAGAGCCAGAGUACGCAACUGGGCGUUCAGCUGAGCUGCAAGUCCCAAAUGCACGUACUUACCACUGACCAUUGCCGUGAUCGGUGCAGAGAUGUAUGUCGCGCCCAACAGCGUUCGUGCGUCAGCUGGGAGGUCCGGCAACCACGGUCUCAGAGCCUUAAGCAGGUCUUUCAAGUGCAAAUGUGGAGUUUUUGAGCGUAAAGCCCACUUGCGCAGACUUUCACGUGUGCUUGAAUCCUUCUCUAUUUUUGGCGUUGAAUCACCUUCCUCGUACGUAGACGCACAGGGACCCUCCAACGAAGAAGAGUGUUGGUGCUCAAGCGAAGUUGAGGACUCGGAUUCGUCCGUGAAGCUGUCCGACCAACUGCCAGAUGAUGUUUCCGACGACGACAUUUCCCUCACCUCUUCGCUGAUCCUUCGUAUUAUUUUUUUUCAGUUUCCCUGCGUGCUUGACGCCGGAUAUUACGCCUACUUACAGAAUUAA